Messenger RNA from Puntigrus tetrazona (Sumatra barb), 5441 nucleotides. Its product is annotated as sterile alpha motif domain-containing protein 9-like. Bases 405 to 3419 code for a protein of 1004 amino acids. Gene Ontology annotation, molecular function: protein binding. The record is from RefSeq and is a predicted model, not a curated record. The transcript has 4 exons. Gene Ontology annotation, cellular component: cytoplasm. NCBI's taxonomy places the organism in Eukaryota, Metazoa, Chordata, Actinopteri, Cypriniformes, Cyprinidae.
UCUAUAUAUUAUGAUUUACUUACAUGUAAACUUAUAUCAUUACUUCCUGUUAGGCACCUUGUGCUCUAACUUUCAUUUUCAGAAAAAUGAAAAGCAGUGCUUUAAGGAAAACCCUCCUCAAAUGCCACCCAGCCCUUUACAGUAAAUACUAAAUACCUUUAUGACACUUGAUGGCUCAGUCCGUAGCUAUAAACCUGUGCGUUUUCCUCUCUGCUAUUAAAUGAAGUUGCAGCCUCUGAACUCUUACAAGUGAAUGGUCUCUGAGUUUUUCUCCUUCUGCUGAAAGUAUAGAAAUCCUCAUCAGUUAUCAUCAACGUACUCAACCUCCGGUUUAAUUACAAAAUAAAUAAAUAAAAAUAAAAUAAUAUUAAGAGUGAAUUGACUAAUUUAACACAGGAUCGGUCAUGUGCUCCAAUCCUUCGUCCAAAAGCGGAAUCAUCUCAGUUCCAGCUUCACUUAGAGAUUCACUCUCAUGUCUCGACAUUGUGUGGUCUGAUAUGUUUGAAACAGAAGACAUUAACCCAGAAGAAGCCAGAAAGCAUGAGGCUGACUUUCUUAAAGGAGCCCCGCUACAGUGGCUUACUUUAGUGGAGAAAGAAAAUUCACCUUUGGUCAAGAGAGACGGCUUUUCUGAUUUAAAACAGUUGAUUGAGAGAAAGAGGAGAAAACAAUGUCUCGUCACUGAUGUUUCUUUACGGUACCAGCCUGGCAGUGGAGGCUCAACUCUCGCCAUGCAGGUGCUUUGGGAUUUCCGGAAAGAUCUCAGAUGUGCCAGAGUGAUCGAUUCAAAUCUAGACACUAAAGAGCUGUCAAAACAAGUGGUGGACCUUUUUCUGUUGUCCAGUGAAGAACGUGCGAAACAAGAUCGAAAAACUGUGCUGCUGUUACUGGACACGAAGGAAAAGAUUAAUGAUCUGCCAAUCAAGAAUGUUCUCUGGGAAAACCUGAUUGAUGAAAUCCGUAAGAGAGGCAUCAACACUAACACGCCAGUAGUGAUCGUGUUAAAUUGCAUCCCUACUGACUUCACUCGAACCGACACAAUGAUCCUUUCUUCAGGAUGCUCUGAAGAGGAAAUUAAAACAUUCAAGGAACAGCUUUUUCAACAGAUCCGUCUUCAGAGAAAGGGUCACUGGGAAGUUACAAUCAUAAGUCUGCUGUACCACAAAGACAGCAGCGGAUCGGCCCUAGCUGGGGAGGUACUGUCAGACUUGAGUGAAACGUUCAUAUGUGAAACUUGGACAGAACCAUUCAAAACAGAUAACACAGAAAAUAAAGAAAUAUUUGGAAAAAAGAUUGAAAAAAUGGUAAAUGAACUGCACGCUUUAUAUGAAACACACCAAAACACUGUGUUGCUUCUGUUGGAUCAUAAAGAUACUAAACCCCAACCCAACUUUUUAAGGAAUCUGCUGUCAAAGCUUCAACGUCCUGAUCAAGCUGACCAUCCUGCAUUCAUCGUCAUCAAUGCUGUCAGCAAGAACGCUGUUCCAGCAAAAGACGACGUGAAGCUUAAAAUGGAGCUCUUACCAGACGAGAAGAAUAGUUUUGCUCAAAAAAGGCUUGAAAUUGAUCAAAAGAAACUGUCACAGACGUUUCAUGCAUUUAAUAUCAUGUGGGGAGGUUUCCAGAAAGAGGAUGUUGAGAAAUUGAUAACAGAAGAAAUGAUAACAUAUGUUAAAAAUCACAAGGAGUCCAGCAACACGAGACUUCUCAGUUUUUUGGCUUUGAUAAAUUCGUAUGUCCCAGGUUCACACUUGUCAAAGCUUUUCUGUCAGGAAUUCAUGGAUCAGACAGAUGAGGAAAACCCUACUCUGGAAACAAAAAUGAAACCUUUCAUGGAUCUCAUAGUCAUUUUCUCAGAAGGAGAACAAGAAGACCAAUGUGUACGCCUGGCACAUCCAAUGAUCGCUGAUGCCUGCCUGAAAAUGUUCACUGAGAGCAAACUGAUGAGAUCUGACAUAGCUCUUGACUUCUUGAACAGCUUGGUGAAAGGGAAGGAGAGUGAUCUUGGAAAAAUUUGCAAAAAAAUGUUAGUUGUAAGACUUGAGAUUCUGAUGGAAAAGGAUAAAUUUUCCAGACUGAUUCUUGACAUCAUAAGAGAAAAUAAUGAUAACCAUUGUAUUCGUUUGUUGGAGGUGGCCUCGGAAUUGUUCUCCGAAGACCCUUUUUAUCCUCAAACACUUGCACGUUUGUUUUACAUUGUAGUAAAAAAGGACAACAAAUAUGAGGAGGCAAGAAAAUGGGCAAAAAAGGCCAUUGAACGAGAUCCCAACAAUUCGCACAUCAGGGAUACUUUGGGACAAGUUCACAAAAACCACCUGCUGAACGAAACUAAAAAGCCAUUCAUAGACAGAAAAGCAUGUUUGUCUAUUGCUCAGUCUGCCAUUAAAGCAUUUAAAGAUGAAGAAAAAGCAGCUGAAGAUGAGUCUGGAGAUGACACCAAAUUCAAUAACAGAGGUCUCUUUGGGUUCCUUCAGGUCUGCAAGAUUAUUCAUCCAAAAAUGCCUUUUGAACACUCUGAACAGGAAUACAUCAAUGGUCUCAAAGGUGAUGUGGAGACAAAAUAUGAUUUCUUUGAAUGGUUCCUGGCGUUCUCCAGACAAAGCUUUGAAAAAGAGGACCCAGACUACAUUCGCCGAGAUGUUGAAGAGUGCUAUAUGCACCAUUUUGAAACUGAUAAAAUUACUCUGGGUGAGAAAAAAAUGUAUUCUGGAGAACUUCUUCGUAUUCUAAAAUCAGACAUCGAUGUGCUGAAACAAUAUAAAGGUAAAAUUGAAAAUCCACAGACUGACAACGAAAUCCAAACUGUUCUCUACAUUCUUGCCAACAUCAUCUGUAGUGAGUCUGGUGAGCAAUUUCAAAAAAUACAAGAGUAUCAGUCCUGUUUACAUAAACUAUGGUUGAGAGAAAUGCAAGAGAGACGCCCAGAGUUUUAUCUCUUGGUUCUUUUGCUCUUUUGGCCUGAUGAUAUGCAGCCAAGAAUCAGAAAUCCUCCCAACCUUGAAAAGUGUCUCAGAAAAAUGCGCCAUUCGUACAAGACUAAGUACCAGAAAUACCUCCAUUCUCGUUACCUGGUGCCUCUGUUCUUCUUUGCGAAAGGAAAGGGACUGCAGAAACUCGUUCAUACCUCAAAACUACGUCAAACCGAUCUGGAGCUCCUCGCAGAAGGGGACGGAAAUGUAGAAAUCAAAGAUCUUCAGCGUAUCAGUGGGCAGGUCAGAAAACAUCAAGUGUUUGCCAUUAGAGGAGAUAAAGAGAUUCGAGUCGCCUCUCACAAUCGGGCCAGUGUGUGCAAACAAGGACAGGUGUCCUUCUACCUUGGAUUCAAUAUCAGAGGACCUGUCGCCUACAACAUCAGAUAUACAGACUCUUCUGGAGCUUAUUAUAUGAAGGCAGUCAACGAGAAAAUCAGAAAAAAAUAAAUAAAUGAUCUUCUUCUUCUUCAAUAUGCUUUCUGGAAAGAAGACAUCAAUAUGAAACAUUAAAGCGUAUAGAUAUAUUCACAGUUAUUGCAAAAUCCUCUAUAGACGUUCUGUAUACCUGUGACCUCAUUCAAUCAGUAUAGGGCCUCUUUUUUAAGUGGGUGUGGAAACAAAUACUGUGUACACAUUGUAUCAGUUUAUUUCUUUUAUAAAAAGUAUUUACUUUAUCACUUUAUCACUUCUUAGUACCCACUGUCAGUCCCAAUGCAAUCCUUCAACUAGUGCUAGGAAAUAGUUUGCACAAACUUGGUACUUUAUUACUGCACUUUUAGUUUAUAACUGUACAACUGUUUUGCUUGGUAACCAUUUACAUUGAUUGGUGGAAGGAAUCAUUUGUUAUCAAUAAAAUAUACAAUUUUUGUUGCUUUGUGUUUAUUUUAUGAAACCUUGGCAGGUAUAUGCUGUAUACACUUUUAUGUUUUGCCACAGUUAUAUCCCAUCUAGCCUUAAUCAAUAGAUCCCUCUUAUUAAAUACACAAUGAAAAAUAUUUUACAGUGAAAUAAUUAUUUGUGCACGAUAACAGUUUUUUUUGUACAUUCAAAAAUCAAAUAACAUGCUUCUAACGUAUGCAUUGCCUGUAUGGUGUUUUAAAGGUAUACUGUUUACUUUGUAUUUCUGUGAUUUGCAGUUUUUUACCAUUUGAGCUUUAGGAAUAAAAACUGCAUACAUACAUAAGAAAUGAUAAUGAACAUGGAGAGUUUUGUAAUUAUUUCCCAGUAUUUAUUGAUACAUCAAACUCAUUCAAAGAUAAACUACUACAUCCUCUCUCAACAAGCUAACCUUGGCUACUGUGAAUAAUAAAAAAGCAGUUGAUUAUAAAAAUGUAUCCAUAUAGAGAAAAGAUAACUGGAGGGGAAAAAAAAACUAAACAAAAACAAACGUGUAACUAUAUGGGUCAAAGACAAAACAAAGAAUAACAAAGUGAAAAUAAAUAAGGUCAGAAUUGUAUUUGUUUUUUUUUUACAUAAAUAUUGUGUUAUACUGAAUGACAGCGUAACACUAUUUCAACCAAUUUUCCAAAAUUUUCAAUUUUCAAAGAGUUAAACUUUCAUAUUGACUUUAAAUUUAAGUAAAACAAACUUUAAGUAAAAGUUUUUUUGUUCGUUUGUUUCUUUUAAUGUUAGACUGUAGAGCUCUUGAAAGUCAAAAUCCAGUAUCUCAAAAUAUUAUAAUAUCUACAUUUGCGCUUCAUUAAAUGACCCCUACAGCAGAAGGGUCACGUUUAUGUUCCUGUUUUAUUUCUGUUCUUCCCGUGUUCCCUGAUUUUGUUCAUUAUCUUCCACCUGUGUUGAUUAAUCAUCUCGUUUGCUCGUUUGUUGUCUGAUCUAUAUAAGUUAGCUUCAGUUUAGCUGUGUUUUUUUUAUUUUUUUAUUUCCAGAAAUUUAGUAGGAAACUGUGUUCAAGCAACAGGGAUGAUUGCAAGCUUUAGGAUACUAUCAAGCUAAACUGAUUUAAACACUUGGGAGUGUUUCACAAAGAGUGUACCAAACUGUUCACUUCUGAAACAGAACGAACGUCAGAAGUAUCUUAACAGAGAAAAAUAUCUUGACUUUCACUCGGUGGUCCAAGGUCCUCUUUUUAGAUAAAAGUAAAUGUUAUAUUUCAUGUGGCAAUCAAGAGCUAGAGUUUAGAGGAAGACUGGAGAGGCCCAGAACCCGAGCUGCUUGAAGUCCAGUGUGAGGUUUCUGAAUCAGUGAUGGUUUGGGCUGCUGACGAUCGAGUCCAAAGUCAAUAAAGCCCUCUAUCAAGUGAUUCUGAGCACUUUAUGCUUCCAUCUGCUGACAGAGCUUUUGGAGAUGCUGAUUUUUUCCACACACACACACACAUAUAAGUUUUGCCAUAUUCUAUUUGUAGAUGAACCCGUGUAUAUCUCCCAAGGACAAGAGCAUAAAGGAAUUAGUUUUCACAAACAGAGAUGCAUCAUUCAACUGGAUAUAAUUUGGAAAAAUGGCUAAUCUUUC